AUGCUGCUGCAAGGGCAAAUUCAAUCCUCCGUUGCACCUGCUUCAACCACGUCGGCGUCUGCCACCGCACCUCCUGUUCCUGCAAGUGCUGCGGAGCUUGCAGCUGUGUUGUCAUCCCUGAAAUCUGAUGGCAGUGAAGGUGGCGAAGGCCCUGUCCUGCUGAGACGUGCUGCUGCAAGCCGCCAGCUGGGAGAGGGUGUGGAAGAGGAACUGCGCCUUGCAGAAGAUGCUCUUGACUUGUUCAGAGCUGAGGGUGGUUGCUUGAUGCCAUCGCCGGCACGUGCCACUUCUUCGACAGCCUUACCUUCUGCGUCACACAAUUGGGAGGCAUCAGCUCUUUGUGCCAUUGCUGAAGCACAUUUGGGCAUCGAAGAUCAUCAGAAGGCCUUGGAAGCCGCCGAAGAGGCCUUGUCCCUGUGCCGCUCUCGCUCCUCACGCAGUGGGGAGGCCGAGGCACUGGUCACACAAUUCAAAGCGCAGCUCCUGACCAUCCCUGCAGAACACCUGCGGAGGAUUGUGCGCGAGUUGCUAGCAUUGUGGAGGGAGCUUGGGGCUACAUGGGGCGAAGUUGCGGACAUGUUGGACUCUGCGCAGAGGUGUUGCGCCGGUGGCAUGAAGCUGGAUGAUGCUUUAGCACAGGCUGCUGAUAAGAGAGAGUCAGACCAUCGAUGGGGUUUGGCCCAGGAUCUCUGCACUGGUCUUGUUGCUCACCCAGCACUUCAAGCGAAAGCGAAGCUCGCAAGACUGCUUGAGGACUUGCUCGCGGCAAGCCGAAAUUGCGGUGCGUUGACAACGCACGAUACGCAGGUAUCCGCGGCAGAGGCACUGCUCGAGGCCGGACGUCUCGACGAGGCCCGGCGGAGAGCAGCGCGGCUCGGCGAGGAUUCAUUGGUGACUUCUCGGAGAGACGAGGUCAGGGCGUUGUUGGUUAUCGGCCGUGCUGCCUUGGCUCUUUCAACAAGAAAGGCUGGUGAGGCAUUCCGCGCCGGUGCAAAGGCAGUCGCACGAAGCCGUGAAGUUGGCCAUCGAAGAGGCGAAGCAGAUGCCCUGCACUUCUUGGCGAAAGCGUGCUUGGAGACCGAAGGCAUUGGAACUCCGGAAGAUGCCUUAGAGCUUUGCUCGGAAGCAGGCCGUUUGUACUGCGAUCUUGACGAGCGCCGUGGGGUUAGUACCCUGUUGACAACGUUAUCGCGAGCUCACUUGGCCUGCCAUUCGCCGGAAGAGGCACUACGUGCAGCACGCGACAGCCUGCAAAGCUUGAGAGAGCUUGAAACCGAGCCAGGAGUGACGUCGUCACAGGAUGGCAUUGUGGAUAGGCCGUUCGAGCACAUCGUGCAAGAGGUGCAGGCCCUCCUCUAUUGUGGCAAGGCACAGGUGGCUUUGCAAAGAGGAGUCGAGACUGCCCGGAAGUUUUUGGAAGACGCCUUGAAGCUUCUUGAAGGACUUCGAGGCUCGGUUCGCCAAGGUGGAAGGCUCCCGGUGGCCGCGGAAGCUCAAGAAUCAGAAAUCACUCUUGUCCUGGUAGAAACGGAGAUGGGUGAGCCAGCCAAAGCUGCUGAGAGGGCAGAAGAUGCUCGCAUGAGGUUCCGAAAGGAUGGGCGCAAGGACCUGGAAGCUGCUGCAUUGCAGCUCUUGGCCCGGGCUCACAUUGCCCAAAAAGAGCCGUCGGCAGGAAGAGAAGCAGCCAGAGAGGCAAUCCGUCUCCGGCAGGAGCUGAAUGACCCCAAAGGUGAGAAGGAAACGCUGCAGCUCCUUGUGAGUGCAGAGCUUCUUGGAAACACCGGUUCUGCGAUGCAGAUCGCAAAGCAGGCGGUCGAGCGCUUCAAAAAUGAAGGGGACAGCAGAAAUGAAGCCUUGGCACUGCAGACAGUUGCCAGAACCCACAUUGCCAACCAGGAGUUUCUCAGAGCCGCACGUAUCUCCAAGGAUGCCCAAAGAAUCUUGGGUCAACUUGGGGACACGGACGGCGAGAUGGAGAUGCUGCAGACCGCCGUGGAAGCGCACUUGGCACGUCCAGAAGCAGACGGCAAGGACGAUGCCUUGAAGGUGACUGUAGAAGCUCUGUCUGAGUUUCGUCGUCGCGACAACUUGCGAGGCCAAGCUCUCACAUUGGGAUUGCUCGCACGCGUGUAUCUACAGCUCCCAGACCCAGAAGCUGCAGUUCAUGCUGUCAGGGACGCUGUUGCCUUGUUCAGAGAGCUCGGCGACCGAAAGUCGGAGAUGCUUCUGAUCCGAUCCAUCAUCAACGAAGAUUUGGUGCCCGAGUCCAUUGAAAGUGCAGAUGCUUCGCUUCGGGCAGUGAAGGCCGCAUUGGCAGUUUGUCACCAGGCCGAUGACAAGCGGGGCCAAGCAGUGAUGCUCAAGAUUACCUUCAGGAUCCUCCUUGCCAGAGAGCGGCCCGAGCGGGCUCUUCAGGCAGCCGAGGAGGCGAUGAAGAUGUAUCGCGAACAGGAGGAUCGUGCAGGUGAGGCGCAGAUGGCUCUCCAGACAACGAAGGUCCUCGUCGAACGCGAGGAGUUUCGAAAGGCUUUAAGCGCAGCUCAGAGUGCUGUUCAACUCUUCAAAGAAGCCGGUGAUGCGGCUGGGGAGCUCUCAGCCUUGCAAGCAGCUGUGGACGCCCACGCAGCGCGAGGCGACCAUGCCAUGGUCCUCGAGUCCUCCAAAGAGGUGUUGGAGAAGUGUCGCUUGUUGCAAGAUCCUGCGUCCGAGGCAACACUACUGCAGCGGGUUUGUGAGGUCUACUUGGAACAAGGCGGCAAGGAGAAUGCCGAGGUCGUCGCACGCACUGCGAAGCAGGCGCACUCGCUUGCAAGAGCCGCUGGGGAUUUGAACGGCGAAACAGCGGCACUGGCUGCAUUGGCUCGCUCUCAUCUUGCUGCUUCACGACCGCAAGAGGCAGUCGAAGUGGCCAAAGAGGCUGUUCGCUGCGCCAGCGAAUCUGGAGAUCGCCGGAGCCACAUCACGGCCCUGCAGGCGUUUGGAACGAUCUCGCUCAAGCUGGGUCACAGCUUCGAUGCCCUGGAGGCUUCCAAGGAAGCAAUAGAGUAUUGUCGCUUUGAGGGCCUAGCGAAUCAAGAAGCAGCAUGUCUAGCAACGCUGGUCGCCGCCCGCCUGGCCAACGCCGAGCCGAGCGAGGCGCUGAGAGCGGCCAAAGAGGCGCACGAUCGUGCCAGGAGGCUUGGCAAUCCUCGUGCAGAAGCUGCAUCGCUCGCAGCUUGCCUUGGUUCACUGUCAGAUCUCGAAGUUCUGCAGCCGUAUGCGCACACUGGUACUCGACUCUGA
Symbiodinium sp. CCMP2456 is the source of this 3282-nucleotide messenger RNA. The record is from the annotation of a GenBank genome assembly. NCBI's taxonomy places the organism in Eukaryota, Dinophyceae, Suessiales, Symbiodiniaceae.